Pedinophyceae sp. YPF-701 is the source of this 570-nucleotide messenger RNA. The record is from the annotation of a GenBank genome assembly. NCBI's taxonomy places the organism in Eukaryota, Viridiplantae, Chlorophyta, Pedinophyceae.
AUGGGGAAGGCUGUCGUGAUUGAUUGCCGGGGGCACCUCCUCGGGAGGCUGGCCUCGAUCAUCGCGAAGCAGGUGCUCUCGGGCCAGCAGGUGGUGUGCGUUCGCACGGAGGAGAUCCUCAUUUCCGGCGGGCUCAUCCGCCAGAAGAUGAAGUACGAGCGCUUCCUGGCCAAGGGGCACAACCCGAACCCCCGGCGCUGCGGCCCCUGGCACUUCAGGGCGCCGGCUCGCAUGCUCUGGCGGGUCGUGAGGGGGAUGGUGCCCCACAAGACCGCUCGGGGCGCGGAGGCGAUGGGCCGCCUGAAGGUCUUCGAGGGCAUCCCGGCGCCUUACGACAAGGUGAAGCGCGUGGUCGUGCCGGACGCCCUGAAGGUGCUGCGCAUGGCGCACGGCCGGAGGUUCUGCAGGCUCGGCGACCUGGCGAAGGAGGUGGGCUGGAAGCACGCCGACACGGUGGCCGAGCUCGAGGCUGCCCGUAAGGCCAAGGCCGACACCUGGUGGCAGGCGGCGAAGAAGAAGCAGGCUGCCGUCCGGACCGCGUACAAGCAGGCUGCCGCCCAGGUCAAGUAA